AUGCUUUAUCCUGCACUGUUUCUGCUGCUAGCUCUCGCCACGUUCCACGUGUCAUCGAAGGGAGAGGCUCCGCCGGUGGCACCGUCUCUCCCCCCAGCGGCGAGGGAGUUUUUGGAGGCACACAACGAGGCAAGGGCGGAAGUGGGCGUUGAGCCGCUGCGGUGGAGUGAGCAGGUGGCGAACGUGACGAGCAAGCUGGUGCGGUACCAGAGGGACAAGAUGGGGUGCCAGUUCGCAAACCUAACCGCCGGAAAGUACGGCUCGAACCAGCUUUGGGCGCACGGCACGGCGGUGACGGCGCGCAUGGCGGUGGAGGAGUGGGUGAAGCAGAAGCUGUUCUACAACCACACCGACAACUCGUGUGUGCCCAAUCACAAGUGCGGCGUGUACACGCAGGUGGUGUGGAGGAAGUCGCUGGAGCUCGGGUGCGCUCAAGCGACGUGCGUGAAAGAGGAUGCUAGCUUGACCAUUUGCUUCUACAAUCCCCCUGGGAACUACGUUGGCGAAAGCCCUUACUGA
Molecule: messenger RNA, 519 nt
Organism: Sphenostylis stenocarpa
Lineage: Eukaryota; Viridiplantae; Streptophyta; Magnoliopsida; Fabales; Fabaceae
Source: the annotation of a GenBank genome assembly